AACACCCAAAAGCAGAGACAGGCAAGCUUAUUGAGUGCGCUGUCUUUGUGUGCAAGAUUAUCUUUUGAGAUAUUUCAUCUUGAUGUGGGGUGUGUAUCAGUGAAAGUUCGCUGUUCUCUGACUUUUGUUCACUAUAAUGUUAUGCAGUUUGAAAUUCGUGGACCCAUUUUGUUGUUUAUUAUUAAGCUCAGUGAAUACAUUUUUCAGAUAGAACAACCAAUACACGUUUUCCACGAUGAAGAAUACAAAUCGAGAGGGUGGCACUACCCCUCCUACAACUUCAACAUCUCAGUCAUCUGGACUCCGUUCCUCAUAAAAGCAGCGAUUUUCGAGGACUUCAAUGGCGUCUCCACAUCGGCAGUUGAACUUCAUCUGGACAAGCUUUAUACAAACUGGACUAGUUUGUAUCCAAACUUGGAUUACAUGAUAAUAUCAACGGGGAAGUGGUUUCUCAAGACCGCAAUAUACUAUGAGAAUGGCCGAGCCGUGGGCUGCCAUAACUGUAAGAAAGAAGAGAUUUCCGAGAAGGGAUUCGAGUUUGCCUACAGGAAGACCCUGCAUAACGUGGUGAACUUCAUAGCAAAAUCUAAGCACAAAGGUCUGAUAUUUUUUCGCACAUCCACACCAGAUUAUUUUGAGAAUGGGGACUGGCAUAACGGUGGGACCUGUCGAAGAACGGCUCCUGUCAAAGAAGGUGAGAUCGAAUUGAAGGACCUGAACCGAAUUCUCCGUGAUAUCGAACUCAGCGAGUAUGAGAAGGCAUCAGCCGCCAUAGCUGCUAAAAACGGCGUGAAUCUAAAGCUUCUCGACUUCACUAAACUCUUGCUGACGAGGCCCGAUGGGCAUCCGGGUCCUUACCGGGAGUUUCAACCAUUUGCGAAGGACCAGAACGCCAAAGUCCAGAACGACUGCUUGCACUGGUGCUUGCCUGGGCCUAUCGACACUUGGAACGAUGUGAUAAUGGAAAUUGUGGCGAAUGCGAGUUGAAUCAGAGUAGCAAAACCCGAGUUUUAAUAGAUAGAAUUGGUGAGGUUGUAAACGCAUGCAACAGGGCGAUGCACGCUCCUCAGAAGGAGUUUGCAGUCUGGAUUUAUUGCUGAUGGUUUUUUUUAUACGUUUGAUGGACCUACUUAAGUCUGUCCGCCCAUGUUGGGCCAAAACCCGGCCCGUAAAUGAAGGACCCAUAGAAGAGUGCAAUUAUUGUAAAA
Messenger RNA from Eucalyptus grandis, 1208 nucleotides. RefSeq names its product protein trichome birefringence-like 24. Gene Ontology annotation, cellular component: Golgi apparatus. Lineage: Eukaryota; Viridiplantae; Streptophyta; Magnoliopsida; Myrtales; Myrtaceae. Gene Ontology annotation, molecular function: O-acetyltransferase activity. The record is from RefSeq and is a predicted model, not a curated record.